Batrachochytrium dendrobatidis JAM81 is the source of this 1761-nucleotide messenger RNA. RefSeq lists its product as uncharacterized. Gene Ontology annotation, cellular component: cytoplasm. Gene Ontology annotation, molecular function: protein binding. The transcript has 10 exons. The coding region runs from base 1 to 1593 and encodes 530 amino acids. The record is from RefSeq and is a predicted model, not a curated record. NCBI's taxonomy places the organism in Eukaryota, Fungi, Chytridiomycota, Chytridiomycetes, Rhizophydiales.
AUGGGUUUAUUGAACGUUUCCCCCAUUAGUGGACUGGUAAAGUUUAAAAAUGUUUAUGCGUCUCCAUGUACAGGUUGCGAAAAACUAGGAAACACUCAGCGCACAGAAACGAGCGAUGAGUUUAAGCGCUUGGAAACUGAUACAGGCGAACGUAAAGCAUGCAUUGAACGAUUCCACAGUAGUCUUGACCUCUGGUACAAAACCAUGAUUAAACGACCCAGUCUUCUUGUAGAGGAAAAAAUCCAACGGUCUCCAAUUCAAGCACUAGGAAAUUCCAUGAUUUUGUUUGGCACAUUUCUUCCACAAAAUUCAAUAUACGGUCAGGCUUUGCUUAAAUCUGGGCAAGUUCAUGAUCUUAUUGCCUCGGAAGAGUUGCAACUUUCAAACGAAAUCAGAGAUGGGAUCUUGAGCAGUCUUACAUCAACUUUGGACAACGUCAAAGAAUAUUAUCAUUUGCAUAAGAAGCUUGAGAAUCGUCGCUUGGACUUUGACGCUAAACUCAACAAGGUGCACAAAACCAAAAAAGAGAGCCCAGAGCUCGAAGAAGAGACUCGUGCGUGUCAGACAAAGUACGAAGAAACACUUACUUUACUCACUGAAAAAAUGAUUGAGCUGAAUACUGAUUCGGCAAAUGACCUUCAAGAUGUUCUUACAAUGAUUGAUGCAGAACUAGCGUAUCAUCAAAAAACAACACAACUGUUGGCGGAUCUCAAAGAAUCACUUUCCGAUAUUCCUCGUCAAAUAAGAACUACUCCUAGUUUAGCUGUACAUAUGCGUCAAGCCAGCGUUCGUAGUAAUUCCAGUACCAACACCGAUUCUGAACGGAAAGCUGGUCCAACUGGCGGUUUUCAACUUCCCGGAAUGACUAAACAGGCUGAGCCUGAAUCAAUACUUGUUGCUGGUGUUGCUAGCAUGUCAGUACUGCCAGGCACUACAAGCCGUAGCUCUCGACCAGCCAGUAUUGUCAGACCCCAGAUGAAGCGUGUCAAGGUUUCAUUCGACUUUGACGCUGAGAAUUCUGGAGAAUUAACGAUUCGUGUUGGUGAUAUUGUUACUGUGCUAGCCGAAAUUGACGAAGGCUGGUGGAGGGGUGAAAUGGCUGAUGGAUCAGGCCGCUCAGGCAUAUUUCCGAGCAAUUAUUGCGAAGUGAUUCCUUCGACGCCCAAUGCUUUAAAACCCAUCAGUCGAGUUCCUUCAAGCACCAUGUUGCCUGUUUCACUUUCCAAUUCUAAUGGCAGUUCCAACGUAGCCAUGUCUGUCGCUGCUGCUAACAACAUGUCCGCAUCUUCAGCAAGCACAGGAUUUAAUUCCCGUAUGGCUCAAUCUCAGUCACUCAACUCAUUUGGCUCUGUUCAAUCCAAUCAACAAUAUAUUACCCCUGCACAAGCCAUAAAUGCAUACUCGAUGGCAAGCAAGGUAUCUCAGGCACUUCCUCCGGGGGUUCGCGACCAGUCCAAGCCUCUCCGAUCUGCAUCUCAUUCAGACAUUGCUUCUGCUGGAACCGCCUCAAUGUGUGGGCUCUGUGGAUGCAAUGACUAUGUUGCACAUGCGUUCAAGAUUGGUCAAUGCAAUAAUUGCUAUCAUAAGCAUUAAUCAAUUGGUUGUGAUUUAUCAAGAGUUGAACUCUGUAUUAGAACUCGGCAAUGUAACUGUUUACCAUUAUUACUAUAUACUGCCAGUUGUCACAUCCUCGUAUGUUGUCUACAAUCAUUCAUGGGUACGGAGUUGGGAUGAGAAUAAAUGCAAAGCCUGUUGAUUUUC